UAUAUUACACACACAUCUACACGUAUAUUAUACACACACAUACACACACCUAUUUUUUUUCCCCAUUUAAAUUUGAUUAGAACUCUUCUUCCUGACUGCUCUGGUUUUACCCAGAACCAGCUGGGGAGGGAGGGAAGGAGAAGUGCAGAGCCCUCCCCACUUCCACUUUGUCCCUUGUCCCCAGGCAUACCUGGAAAACCCCAGGGUUUCUCAGAACACAGCCCUUAAGGGCAUCACGAGGCCUUAGUUCCCCAAGCUUGUGGGCGCUGACACACCAGCCAGGGACUACCAGCCUUGUCCCAGCGUCUGUGAUUAGGAGUGAGGGCUCCUGUCUUGGGUCCUUUGGUCCAGGGGACAGAAGGCGCUCAGGGCCCCAUCUGUGCAGACCUCCCAGUGACCCCAGGCUGGCCCAUCUGCAGCUGGUGGCUGGUCCCGAGCCUGCACUGAGCUGGGGAUAGUGGGACCUGGAGGCGCCGCCCUGCACCCCACUAGACCACUGGGCUCCGAGGCCACUGGGGACCCUGGAGGGGACAGUUUCAGCUGAGUUGAUGGGGCAAGAGUAUGAUAGCGGAGUCAGGGAGCCGCAAGUGGAAAUCCCACAUUCUCUCAAGAACGGUGGCGGUGGGCCCAGCAGAGUAGCUUCUAAGACAGCAGGACUGAGAAGAGAGUCCAGGACUGGGAGGCUUGGAUACAUGGUCAGGUGGGGGGAGGAGGCCAGGAAAGGGGGAGACUGGCUUUCUUCACCCACGGAGAAAUAGAUAAGAAUGUGCAUCACUGAUGGGCAAGAUCUGGAAGGGCCGGGGGUUUCAGAGUUCAGGGGCACACGGGAGGAGUGGGCCUGGCCCAGAGGAGGGAUGUUCCUUCUUCAGAGGUAGGGGAGAGGCCUUGGAGACUCAGAAACAUUGAGGGGGGCAGUCAGCUCGGACUUGCUUUCCGCCCCCGAUCUCCAUCCUGUAUUGAGCCCCAGGAUGUCUUGGGCACUGUGCUAGGGGCUGAGGACAUGCAAGCCAACCACAAGACCCCUGGAUCCUGGCCUACGGAUCUUACAAUCUAGUAGGUUUAGCAGAUCGUGGUCCCGUAAUCCUUCAUCUUCAAGCCUUAGGGGGAUGCACUUCAGCGGUCCUCAUGGCCCCCUCAAACAACCCAGCUGCCUGUCCAAGCAGAACCAUCAUUCCUGAUUGAAAGUUCUACCUUGUAUCUGACCCUCUGGAGCAGUUUUAGUUCCUUCCCAGUGAGGAGGGCUUGUCACAUGGCUCUAGGGGGGCCUGGAGCAGACCCACUUUGCAGAUGUCCUCACUGAGGCCUGCCGAGCCUGCCUGCAAGGCCCCUCAGCCCAGUAGAAACAGCCAGUAGCCUGGAAGACGUCUUUCCCCACAGCAUCAUUUUCUGUGUAGCUGCAGAUAAGCCCUUCCCUCUGCCCACCAGACCCCCCUGGCCCAGAGACUCAUGAAGUGUCUCGGAGGUUGCCCUCUGCCCCCCAGCCCUGCUCCCAGCCUGCCUUCCCAGGCCUGGGCCUCUGGCAUCUGCUUUAUCAGGAUUCUUAAAAGGGAUAGCUGGUUUCUGUUCCAUGCCUGCUCCCUCCUCUCUUGCCUGCGUAUCUGCUCUGGUUUUAAAUAGCUUAUCUGAGCAGCUGGACAACCACAUGGGCUUAUAUGGCGUGGGCUGCAUGUCCCUUUAGCCCUGUCCCCGGCACCUGCCAAAAUAGCACCCAGCACCCCCCGCGCCCCCGCCGCGUCUCCGGCUGCACAUCCCUCCCACCGCAGGGCUUGGCUUACGGGGCCCCAGCCCACAGGCCUGCUUAAAGCCCUCUCCAUCCCCUGCCCUCACCCAGUCCCCGCUGAGGCUGAGCAGAUACCUCGGGAUCUGUUGGCAGCUCCUGGUUUGAGGGAGAGCAGGGACCAUGUCGGACAUAGAAGAGGUGGCGGAAGAGUACGAAGAGGAACAGGAAGAAGAAGCUGUGGAAGAAGAGGAGGACUGGAGAGAGGACGAAGACGAGCAGGAAGAGGCAGGAGCAGAAGAGGCUGAAGGUGAGGCUGAGACGGAGGAGACCAAUGCAGAAGGAGAUCGACAAGAAGGGGAGGCUAAAGAAGCUGAAGAUGGCCCAGUGGAGGAGUCCAAACCAAAGCCCAGGCCAUUCAUGCCCAACUUGGUGCCGCCCAAGAUCCCCGAUGGGGAGAGAGUAGACUUUGAUGACAUCCACCGGAAGCGCAUGGAGAAGGACCUGAAUGAACUACAGACGCUGAUCGAGGCUCACUUUGAGAACAGGAAGAAAGAGGAGGAGGAGCUCAUCUCACUCAAAGACAGGAUUGAGAAGCGGCGGGCGGAGCGGGCUGAGCAGCAGCGCAUCCGGAAUGAGCAGGAGAAGGAGCGGCAGACUCGCCUGGCUGAAGAGAGAGCCCGACGAGAGGAGGAGGAGAACAGGAGGAAGGCCGAGGAUGAGGCCCGGAAGAAGAAGGCUUUGUCCAACAUGAUGCACUUCGGGGGCUACAUCCAGAAGACGGAGCGGAAAAGCGGGAAGAGGCAGACAGAGAGAGAGAAGAAGAAGAUGAUUCUGGCUGAGAGGAGGAAGGUGCUGGCCAUCGACCACCUGAAUGAAGAUCAGCUGAGGGAGAAGGCCAAGGAGCUAUGGCAGAGCAUCUACAACCUGGAGGCAGAGAAGUUCGACCUGCAGGAGAAGUUCAAGCAGCAGAAAUACGAAAUCAAUGUUCUCCGAAACAGGAUCAAUGAUAACCAGAAAGUCUCCAAGACCCGCGGGAAGGCCAAGGUCACCGGGCGCUGGAAGUAGGGGCAGCAGUUCCCCUUCACCAGAGAUCCUCGCUGUGUCCCCGCCCUGCUCGCCCCCAGCUUCUGGGGCCCUCCUGGGCAUGGGAGGCAGACUCGGGUCUGGAAACCAGGAGCUGGCCCGGCUGGGAGCUGCUGUUCAUGCCUGUACCCCCACAUGCCCACGCAUGCCGAUAAUAAAAGCCAGCACGCAUCUCA
Messenger RNA from Neomonachus schauinslandi (Hawaiian monk seal), 2979 nucleotides. RefSeq names its product troponin T2, cardiac type (gene TNNT2). Gene Ontology annotation, molecular function: tropomyosin binding; troponin C binding; troponin I binding. NCBI's taxonomy places the organism in Eukaryota, Metazoa, Chordata, Mammalia, Carnivora, Phocidae. The record is from RefSeq and is a predicted model, not a curated record. Gene Ontology annotation, cellular component: troponin complex. The transcript has 16 exons. Gene Ontology annotation, biological process: sarcomere organization; cardiac muscle contraction; regulation of muscle contraction. Bases 1901 to 2785 code for a protein of 294 amino acids.